AUGAGUCAGCAAGAGUCCCGAGCCUUAUUUACUCGUCGCGUUCUUGUCAUCAGGCGCGAAGCUGCUCGAAUUCCCUCGCAAGAGCCAUCUUUCCAGGCUGCCAACGAAGCUCGACUAAAGCCAGAUCUCAGUCCAAGCGAGCUCAAAACCACCCCCAAGCCUACCAUGGCCGCCACUGCUACUGCGACCAAGUCGCUCAUCAGCGAAUCCGCUGCAUGGAGCGGCCUCAAGAAGAUGCCUGUGACUCGCGCCGCUGCUUCGCGGAAACUUGCCGUUCGUUCUCCUGCCAGAUCAUCAGUUUCCGUUCUAGCUGCUGCAGCUGCUCCCACGCAUUUCCUCCAUAUUGACGACUUCGAUAAGGAUACUAUCCUCCACAUCCUCAACCUCGCCAAAGAAGUGAAAUCGAUCAUCAAGUCUGGCGAUCGCUCCUACCAGCCCCUUAAGGGUCACACCAUGUCGAUGAUAUUCACGAAGCCCUCCAUGCGCACGCGCGUGAGCUUCGAGUCGGGCUUCUUCCUGCUGGGCGGCCACGCGCUCUACCUGGGCCCCGACACCAUCCAGCUGGGCAAGCGCGAGGAGACGCGGGACAUCAGCCGCGUCAUCAGCGGGUACAAUGAUAUCAUCAUGGCCCGGCUGUUUGCCCACCAGGACAUCAUCGACCUGGCCAAGUACUCGAGCAUCCCCGUGGUGAACGGGCUGACGGACUACAACCACCCGUGCCAGAUCAUGGCGGAUGCCCUCACCAUCAUCGAACACCUGGGGCAGAUCGAAGGCAUGAAGGUGGCCUAUGUGGGCGAUGGCAACAACAUAGUGCACAGCUGGCUGCGCCUGGCAGCAGUGAUCCCCAUGCACUUCGUGUGCGUCUGCCCCAAGGGCUUCGAGCCCGAUGCCGCCACCGUGGAGCGAGCGAGAGCAGCAGGGAUCAGCACGAUCGAGAUCACGAAUGACCCGGUGGAGGGGGUGAAGGGGAGUAACGUGGUGUACACAGACGUGUGGGCGAGCAUGGGGUAUAAGGAGGAGGCUGAGACGCGGAAAAAGACCUUUCAGGGCUUCCAGGUGGAUGAAGCGAUGAUGGCGCGGGCUGGCAAGGACUGUCUGUUUAUGCACUGCCUACCAGCGGAGAGGGGGGUGGAGGUGUCAGACGGGGUUAUGGAGGCUCCUUACUCCAUUGUUUUCCCUCAAGCUGAAAACCGCAUGCAUGCGCAAAAUGCCAUCAUGCUGCACUGCCUGGGGAAUCAUAUCGCACUUGCAGCAACACCUGUCGCUCGCCCGCCUGCCCCUUGUAAGCCAGUCCCGUUCAACCGCGUGCUUGAACUUUCAUUCUUGAACCAUCGAACAGGCAGCUCGCAACCCCAACAACACCUUUCCUGCCUCACUCCCCACUUCGCCUCGCUGCACAGCGUUGCCUUUCCUCCCUUCCCGCGUCGUCUGUUUUCCGAUCCGCCCGUCCCAAGCAAAUCGUCGCGACCAAAUCGUCUUCCCCGGAUCUUCUCACUUGAAUCUCUCUCCCCACCGAAUUUCUCUCAAAUCUCCUCUCACCGAAUUUCUCUCGAAUCUCUUCUCCCGGCGGUCGGCGCGAUGGUGCUCGGGCAGCUUCAGGCGAAGUACCAGGAGAUCGAAGGGCGCGCCAAGGCGUGGGUCGCGCGCCAGCCGCCGCCCGUGGAGGUGGCGAUCGUGGCGGCGGCGAGCGCGCUGCAGGGCGGCGCGAUCGGCGCGAUGAUGGGCAGCCUGACCUCGGAGGCGGCCGGCAGCAUGCCGUCGCCGGCCACCAUGCCGGGAAUGACGCCGGAAGCCGCGGCGUCGAUGAAGCAAAUGCAGGCGCUGACAGGCGGCCCGUGGACGCAGGCGCGAAACUUCGCGGUGAUGACGGGCGUGAACGCGGGCAUCACGGCCGCCAUGAAGCGCGCCCGCGGCGGCGUCGAGGACCUGCAGACGAGUGCGGUGGCGGCCUUCGGGUCGGGGAUAGCGUUUUCGGUGGUGAGCGGGGUGGGCGGGCCAGCAGGCAACGCGGUGCUGAAUGCUCUCUCCACGGGCGUCGGCUUUGCCAUCUUCCAAGGGGCCUUCUUCCAGCUGGGCAAGGCAUUCUCAGGCGAGGGCGACGCAGUGCCGUCAGAGUACGUGGAGUCGAAGGCAAUGCUGCAGGAGCUGGGGCUGGGCAAGUACGAGAAGAACUUCAAAAAGGGGCUCCUCACUGACCGCACGCUGCCACUGCUGAAUGACAGUGCACUGCAGGAGGUCAAGAUCCCUCCCGGCCCUCGCUUGAUCAUUCUCAACCACAUUCAAAGAGCUCAAAGGUGCUAUGGACAAGCACCCUCCAGUGCCAAGCUCAGCAGCAGCAGCAGUGGACCAAUCGGGAUAGGCCACCUGGGGGGUCACCUGGGGGACAGCAGCAGUAGCAGCAGCAGCACUGGUGGUGAAAGCGGAGCUAUGGUCGCGUCAUUCUAA
Molecule: messenger RNA, 2445 nt
Organism: Closterium sp. NIES-65
Lineage: Eukaryota; Viridiplantae; Streptophyta; Zygnematophyceae; Desmidiales; Closteriaceae
Source: the annotation of a GenBank genome assembly